AUGCAGUGUGUUUGGUUCUUAUUCUUAACAUUCCUACUUGGUACAAGUAUUACCGAUGCUUCAGAGAAGAAAGGUACAAUAAAAUUUGGUAACGGGAAGUAUGACAUAAAGGAUAAAUGCUGGGAGACAAAGCCUACAAUACCAAAAUUGAAGGUCAGCUCUGGCUACCAAUCGUUGGAAAUCAGAAGAAGGAUUCUUCGUGCUUUAAAGUGCAGAUCGGGAAUAAAGAAGUUAAUUGACCAAAACUCAUGUGACUGCGAACCAAGGAAAGUGUCAAAUAUUGGACUGAAAAACAUUUGCCCACACGAAUUCGAGUACGUAACAACGAUAUACAAAAACAAAAAAAGAUGCUACGUCGUACAUCCGCAUAAGCAGUGUGUUACAUACGCAAAGUGUAAAAAGAAGGAGGGUUGCUCGAAGAAUGCCUCGAUGAAAAGUGCAUGUUUGCCCGAUCGACACCGUAUUUUUAAUGUCUGGGUUUUCUGUCCAGACAAUUACCGAUUUGAAUUGGAGACCCUGGAGUUACCACAGUGCUGUACCUGCAGAGAAUACUGGGAUUGCGAAGAUGAUAGUUAACAUCGGAUGAGGAAUUUAAGUCACAAAAGUUGACAACAGCAUAUGAUGAAAUACAAGCUUGGUAUCACUGACUAUGGAAAAAAGGAAGAACAUCAUGAUCUUCUGAGAAAGCAGAUCCUUUAAUAUGCUACACAGUUUCUUAUGCUGUAUAUUUGUCAAUAAAAGAAUCAGCUUUUUGUU
Messenger RNA from Saccostrea echinata, 756 nucleotides. RefSeq lists its product as uncharacterized. The transcript has 5 exons. Lineage: Eukaryota; Metazoa; Mollusca; Bivalvia; Ostreida; Ostreidae. The record is from RefSeq and is a predicted model, not a curated record. The coding region runs from base 1 to 576 and encodes 191 amino acids.